This is a messenger RNA of Babjeviella inositovora NRRL Y-12698, 2057 nucleotides long. RefSeq lists its product as uncharacterized. The coding region runs from base 114 to 1988 and encodes 624 amino acids. Lineage: Eukaryota; Fungi; Ascomycota; Pichiomycetes; Serinales. Gene Ontology annotation, molecular function: ferric-chelate reductase activity. Gene Ontology annotation, cellular component: plasma membrane. Gene Ontology annotation, biological process: copper ion import; iron ion transport; intracellular iron ion homeostasis. The transcript has a single exon. The record is from RefSeq and is a predicted model, not a curated record.
UUUGCGGUGAACCAUCGACCGUCAAGGGUAUUUCACCCUGCUAUUGCCGAAAUGCCCCGAACUUGGGGUCGCUAUUGAUUUGCUUACAUGAGAUGAACUACUACACUGCAAAAAUGGCCACUCUUCUCGAGAGCACAUGCUCCUAUGGUCCAGGUACUCUCGAUGCGGCUUACCACAAUGCUUCCAGUUAUGCUAUAACCCCCAUUUCCACUCAGGUCGGAGCUCUUUCAUACCUUCCCGUUACUGUUAACGAAAGCACUGUUGGUACGAGCUACCAAUCUUAUCGCAACCUCUACAACAACAACACUUUGGCGGUCUCGUUGGGAGCUGGCUUUGUUGGGUUCUUCGGAUGCAUUAUGUUACUUUCUGGUAUUUUUAACUGGACCAUGCGCUUAUUUCCUGCCAUACCAAACUGGUUCACCGGUUCUAUAUCUAUUUUUUUCCGACGCCACGUUUCCUUGACUGCGGCUUUCAAGAAGGAUAGAAAUGUUCCUUUGAGACUUUGGGGGUAUCCGAUGGGAUUGAUCCCCACAAGAUUGGAGUCGUUCGUGGUCUUGCUCUCCUAUGUGUACCUCGUUUUGGCCUGUGCCAUUGGAUAUACCCCCCCUGUUGAGAACAAUCCCAUUUUUCCAAACGCCAGGGUGGAGAUUGGUAGACAUGUAGCUAACCGAAUCGGAACCAUCGCACUCUUCAUCUACCCCUUGGCCAUUAUUUUCGCGGGGAGAAAUAACGUUUUACUGUUCAUAACGCGGUGGAACUACUCUGUUUUUAACAUGUAUCACAGACAUUUGGCCCGGAUCUUCCUCCUUUUGACCAUGGCCCAUGGAGCAUCUAUGACUAUCACGCUCAAAAGCAACUCUGUCGCUGCGUAUAUGGAAGCGUUGCUGGCGGCGCACGUGAGGUGGGGUAUCGUGUCGGUUGUCGUGAUUGGGUUGUUGGCAUUCCAAUCAGUCUUGUUCUUGAGAAGAAGAUCCUAUGAAACGUUUUUGCUCAUUCACAUUACCCUCGCGGUAGUUGUGUUGCUUGGCGUACAUUUUCACGCAAAGCCGUGGGGGUUUAACGGUUUUACAUGGGCCGUUAUCGCCAUUUGGUGCCUCGAUAGAGUCAUCAGGUUGGUUCGCAUGUUCUCUUUUGGUAUCCAGGAAGCAACUGUCACGAUAAAGGCGGAGGAAACGCUAAAGGUGACCGUCCCAAAGCCUCGCUACUGGAAAGCCAAACCCGGCCAGUACUCUUUUGUUUCUUUCUUGAAACCAUCAUGCUUCUGGCAGUCCCAUCCUUUCUCCACUAUCAGUGAGAGCGAUACUGAAAUCAGCUUUGCCAUUAAGAUCAAAGGUGGUGCCACCCACGGCUUGUACAAGCAGGUGGCUUCUUUGCCUGGACAUACGGAUAUUAUCAAGGUUGUUGUGGAAGGGCCUUAUGGGUUUAGCUCUCCCGUGUCCCAGUACAGUGAAACCUUGUUGCUUGCCUCUGGAAAUGGUAUUCCAGGGUUGUACGACCAUGCUAUGCGGUUGAGCAGAGCCGGUGGUCACCACUCUGUGAAGUUGGUGUGGGUCAUCCGCAACUGGAGAUCUGUCUCGUGGAUGUUGGAAGAGCUCAAAGCAUUGAAAGAUACCAGGGUGAAUGUCACAGUAUAUGUGACGAAGCCGAAGGACACGUUGGAUUAUAACAUUGACACGGUAACGCUUCAUUCCAGUCUUUUGUCGUCGGAAAAGAAUCGUGAGUUGGACUAUGACGGAAAUGAUGAAAAUCUUCCCACCAAAGUGUUGGCUAGCUUGAAAGCUUGCCUAUCCCAUGUGGUCUUUGAGGAGGGGCGUCCUGACAUUGAUUGUUUAAUUCAGGAAGAAAUCACUAACGCUGAGGGAAGCGUGGCAGUGGUUGCGUGUGGUCAUGAUAGUAUGGUGGAUACUGUAAGGUAUUCCGUUGCCUUUCAUUUGGGUGCCUCCCAACAUCGUGUGGAUUACUUUGAGGAAUUACAAGUUUGGUCUUAAAUCCCUGAGUAUUGCGAUAUAUUUUAUUUACCAGUUUAUAUUUAAGGUAAUAAAUUACCUAUAUUAGCC